AUGGAGACAACUGAAGGCGCUGAACUCUGCUUUCCACUGCUGCUCAACACUUCCUGCAGGAAACCUCAGUCCUACGGCAUGCCUGUUAACCUUCUGCUGUCCUUCAUAUCUCUGCUCACUGCAGCUCUCAACCUGCUGGUCAUCAUCUCUAUCUCCCACUUCAGGCAGCUCCACAGCCCCACCAACCUCCUCAUCCUCUCCCUGGCUGUCUCAGAUUUCCUCGUUGGCCUCCUGCUGAUGCCGGUUGGAAUCCUUUUAACAGGGAAUUGUUGGUUCCUGGGUGACCGCAUGUGUAAUCUGUAUUGUAUUAUAGAAUUUAUCAUUACUUCUUUGUCAGUUGGAAAUAUGGUGCUCAUAUCAAUUGAUCGCUAUUUGGCUAUUUGUCAUCCUCUACAUUAUAACACCCGAGUUACUCUGGACAGAACCAAAAUAUGUGUUUGUCUGUGUUGGAUUUACUCUGUUCUCUGUUCUAUUCUCAUUUUUACGGAAUCUCUGAGACAUCCUACUUUGAAUAAUUCCUGCUACGGAGAGUGUGUAAUUGCUUUUGACUGGAUCACCGGAUCUGUGGACUUUGUUUUAACCAUUAUCGUCCCCAUUACUGUCAUCAUAGUUCUAUAUAUAAGAAUAUUUGUGGUGGCUGUGUCUCAGGCUCAAGCCAUGCGUUCCAUUACAUUACAAGGUUCAGUUGGUGUAACUGCUAAGAAAUCUGAGAUUAAAGCAGCCAGGACUCUUGGUAUUGUCGUGGUUGUGUUCCUCAUAUGCCUUUGCCCGUUAUACUUUUCCUUUAUUAAAAGCCAGACUACAUCUUUUACCUUCACAACCUGGCUGUUCUACUGUAACUCUAGUCUAAAUCCAGUUAUUUAUACCUUUUUCUACCCCUGGUUUAGAAAAUCUUUGAAACUCAUUGUAUCAUUUAAGAUACUUCAGCCUGACUCUUGUGAUAUGAAAAUACUUUAG
Anoplopoma fimbria (sablefish) is the source of this 957-nucleotide messenger RNA. RefSeq names its product trace amine-associated receptor 13c-like. The record is from RefSeq and is a predicted model, not a curated record. Lineage: Eukaryota; Metazoa; Chordata; Actinopteri; Perciformes; Anoplopomatidae. Gene Ontology annotation, cellular component: membrane. Gene Ontology annotation, molecular function: trace-amine receptor activity. Gene Ontology annotation, biological process: G protein-coupled receptor signaling pathway. The coding region runs from base 1 to 957 and encodes 318 amino acids. The transcript has 3 exons.